This is a messenger RNA of Panicum hallii, 595 nucleotides long. RefSeq lists its product as uncharacterized. The transcript is spliced from 4 exons. The record is from RefSeq and is a predicted model, not a curated record. Lineage: Eukaryota; Viridiplantae; Streptophyta; Magnoliopsida; Poales; Poaceae. The coding region runs from base 16 to 366 and encodes 116 amino acids.
GGCUUCACUUCGUCCAUGUCCCCAGCACCACGACCUUCUUCCUCCUUUUCUGAUUUAUUUGAAAGAACUAGUUCUGCUUCAUCCCCUGGCAGCGCUGCUUUUGCUUCAUCCCUUGGCGGAGCACCACCCUCCUUUUCAGACUUGCUGCAAAGUUCUGACGGGCUUAUGAACUACAUGAUGAUGGGCCAACAGCGUAAUCUACCUAAGAAUUCGCAUUUUGUUGGAGGAACAUCAUAUUGCACACAAGUGGAGGAAGCUGAUGACAACCCUGUUGACAUCGAGGGCAACGAUGGAGACGAAGAAGUCAGGACUGAGGCAAGACUAAUAUGGAAACCAGAGGAAGAUGGGAGAGUGAUGAGUGCUUAGCUCAAACACUCCAUGGACCCACUUCGUGGAAAUAAUACGAAGUCCGAUAAAUAUUGGACGGAAGUCCAGGAGGAGUACAAUCAAGCUACUGUAAAAAAUAGAUGGAGAACCACAAAGCAGGUUAAAGACAGAUGGUACAAAAUCAAUAAAUUGACAAAUUUGUUCAAUGAUUGUUGGUUGAAAGCUAAGAGGGUUUACACCGGUGGAUACUCAGAUGAAAUGUGGUUAG